AAACUUUUGAACUCUCACUUCUUUCUUCUCUUUGUUAUAAGAACAUACUUUUUUUUUAAUUUCAACAUAAUGGCUAAAGAUAAGGUUAUCAAGAAGUCUGCCAAGAAGAUGACUCCCUACAACUUGUUUAUGAAGACUGAGCUCGGAAGAGUAAAGGAAACCACACCCGGUAUCACACAUAAGGAUGCUUUCAAACAAGCUGCUCAAAACUGGGCCAAGUCUGCUGAAAACCCAAAGAACAAGAAGGAGACAGCUCCUGUUGAAAAGAAAUAAAUCACACCUUUUUAUCUAUAUAACAGGUCGAUUUGUUUGAUUGUCCUUUUCUUGACUGAUAUUUGUAUACAUGGCGGCUUUAAAAAAGGUCAAGACAAUCGAUACUUUUUUUUCGACUUGUCGAAGUUUCUCAAUCAUGUCGUUGAUUCCUACAUCGUUUAAUUCUUUUGUGCAAGCAAUGAUCUAGCCAAACUUUUUUUUUAGUUUACUAAAAGACAACAACAACAUACACGCAAACACACACACACACACUACGCGCGCGUUGUUUCUCUUGUUUUUUUUUAAAAAAAAAAGUGACACCAAACCUUUUCUUGGGUUUCGAGUAAUAACUGUCCUUCAUGUAAAAUGCCUUCCUCAUAAUUAGCCAUGGUAUAAGAAAAAAAAAAAAAAAAGAUAAAAAGAGGGAGAAUUUAAAAUUUUAACAUUUUUUGUGAC
This is a messenger RNA of Mucor mucedo, 708 nucleotides long. RefSeq lists its product as uncharacterized. The record is from RefSeq and is a predicted model, not a curated record. The coding region runs from base 70 to 273 and encodes 67 amino acids. The transcript is spliced from 5 exons. Gene Ontology annotation, biological process: multicellular organism development. Lineage: Eukaryota; Fungi; Mucoromycota; Mucoromycetes; Mucorales; Mucoraceae.